This is a messenger RNA of Aplysia californica (California sea hare), 6489 nucleotides long. RefSeq lists its product as uncharacterized. The record is from RefSeq and is a predicted model, not a curated record. The transcript has 2 exons. NCBI's taxonomy places the organism in Eukaryota, Metazoa, Mollusca, Gastropoda, Aplysiida, Aplysiidae. The coding region runs from base 1 to 6489 and encodes 2162 amino acids.
AUGAUGCGUUGGCUGAAGGAGAAGAAAAAGGAAAAACGACCAAAUUCCUCCUCUGGUGUCGAAGACAUAGAAAAAGAGGAUGACUACGGUUUUGACAAAGAGAAAACCGGCGCUGGGAAGUCGCCGUCUGCUAAACGCCAGCUGCCGCCCACCCCGGCAGCCCCGGAGGAGAAGUCUCCGCAUAUUUACGAGGAGAUCUCAGACGUCCCUGUGAGCUGUGUCCAGCCCGCUGACCACUCCUCGUGGCAUAUGCGGGCUCGUGGAAAGACGCCUGGGAAACCCCUGGCUGCCUCCAAUACCUACACUGCCGGCGCACCGGGCCGCGUUUCGGCUGACAAAGAGAAUUUCGGUCGGACUGGAGAUGCCAACCAAAACCCUUGUCGGAGCGGGGAUGACCAAAAAGCUGGUCGCGGCGGAGACAUCAACCCGUAUAUGGUUGUCCCUGUGGACCAGGAAGUCCGUCAGACGCCCACAAAUUUCCACCGACACGGCACCCCCGAGGUGCACUGUGAUGUCAUCGUUAAGGAGACGCACUGCGAGAUUUUGCUGAGUCGGAAGCCGAAGGUGAGCGCGUUCAAUGUGGACAGCAGCUCUGGCGGUUUAAAUCCUAGCGGUGGGACGGGCCGAAGGGCUUCUGGUGUGAUCAGGAACAACACUCAUUUUUGCUCACGGGACAGACGUGCCUCAACAGAUACGCACAGACACGCAGUGACGUCAUCUUCCAGCUUAGGUAUGAUGUCAUCGACUGCAUCAUCACGUGCACACUGGGCCUCUAGCUCGUGUGUGGCCAGCGGGCAGCGUCACAUGACCUCGAGCUGUGAUGACGGCGCUAGUCAGGAGUCCAGCGCCCAGGGUGUGGUCACUUAUAGCGCAGCCAGUAACUUCAUUCCGAGGUCAACGGGGUUGACCUUUCACCCCUUGGAGUUUAGCGAGUAUGGAAGUGAAGAUGAGGUAGAGAGCAUGAACGGGGCGAAUUUCUUUCUGGAUAAGGAAGCCAGGGGCAGUCACUCUAGUGUGCUGGAUGCCAGGGGUAGUCAGUCAAGCGUUCUUGAUGGCAGAGGCAGUCACUCUAGCGUUCUGGACGGUAGGGGAAGUCACUCUAGCGUUUUGGACGGCAGAGGCAAUCACUCGAGCAGCUCUCCAGAUCUCCGUACCGUAACAUAUUCUUCCAUUCAAGACCAGCUCAAACCGGAAACAGGAAGUGUGUGCUACGCCACCAUCCAAGAGACGGAAGGAGGCAGAGAGGCUGAGACGCAUUCACAGCAGUCGGACUCACACUUCCUUGAAUCGAAGAAAGGUUCGUGCUUUUAUCAGAUGUCUAACGGAGACUACCAUGGGAGGGGUGAGAAGUCUGUGUCGUGUGCGGGCGAGAGUAGCCUGCCCUUGUUGCCCCGGCCUUCCAGCGCCUCCUCGUGUUGUACGUACGCCUCGAUUAACAUCCCAGACGAGCCCAAACUCUACAACACAAUCCUUGACGUCAUGCCCACCAGUCAGCAGCGCCAGGAUGGUGACGUCACGGGGAUGAUUCUGGGCGACUAUGACGUGUCUUCGAGACACCAGAGCUGUAACGUGUCUGACGAAUGUGACCCCAGGGUCAUCUACUCGGACAUUCAGUCAGAGUUUGUCAACACAGCCGGCAUCUGCUCUCCAGGCCCGGCCUACGCGCACGCAGGUCACAUGUGCAAUCAUGAUGUCACAGCCAGGGGAGACGUCCAAACAUGUAGCCACGACCUCAUGGACGAUGUCCGGGCAUGUAGCCAAGGUCUGCAGCUGGAGUUCUGUACAUGCUCGGACGACCAGCACUCGUCUUCGUGCGGCUGCGCGGACGACAAACAGGAGGAAGAUGACGUGAGUAGUGUGCUGGGUGGUGCUGCUGGUGGAAUGGUGGAGGGGUUAGAGCAUGGGGCCGGCUCGUGCAAGGCUUGCGGUCGCCUGAUCCGCCAGAUCACUUACUCUGAGUCAGUGAGCGACGAGACGUAUGAACACGUGUACUCCUCUCGUCUGCUUACACGACGCCGCUACUCCAGCCCGGAGAUCACGUGCUCUGAGGCUACAAGUCACAGCCCGGAGCCGCCUCUGGAAAUGUCCGGCUCUCGAGCCAGGGAUGAUAGCUGGACCCCAGCGGCGCUUCGCUCGUGUGACGUCACAAGGGAUGAUAGCUGGAUGCCUGGGAUGCCCUCUCGUGGAGUGGCGUGGCGGAUGGGGGGUCAGGAUGAUGAGCGGUCGUCUGUGUAUGUGUCAGGUGAAGGAGACUCUAAGGCCAUGUCCCCUCAGUGUGUGAGAGUGUGUGGGCCGGCCAGCGAUGGGGUCAAAGGUCGUUCUGGCCCACUGAGCAAGCUGCUGAGAGGUCAGAACACGUCACCUGUCUCCAGCGACUCGUCCUCUCUCAGCGCCGGCCGCUCUGGUGUGGGCUUCCGAUGGGUGUCUCCUCCCACCGGGCCAAGCCACGCCCUGUCCAAGCCAGACUCAGCCCCUUCGUCGUCCGGUGACAAGUGUGAUGUAGAACACAUCACGCAACCUACAUCAUCACAAUCGUUCCUGAAGCCCAUGUCAUCACAACCCUUGCAGUCAAUGUCACUACAAACCCUCCAAACUACGUCCGCAGACGUGUCUCCCAAGAUACACAGAUUGAACUCUACCACAGCUGCUGACGUAACGCAAAGCCGAAUGAAAAAAUCUGGACAAUCUGCAGGCGAGACCAGGGCUAGCAGUGGUUUCUCUGGAAUAUUCUCCAUGUUUUCACGAGGGGCAAAGUCCAAACCCAGCAAAAAUCUGAGAGAGGAAGUGGCUAGUGGUAAGUCUGUGGCAGACCCCAACACAGGAACACCACUUACUCCAUUGCAUCCGUCGUCCCACAUCCCAGGAAAAGCCCACCUGUCCGCCCACACUCACAUUCACACCCCAGCCCACACAGUGCACGGUAUGGAGCGUUGUGAGCCAGAGGUAAACGAGAAUCUGGAGAAGUCCAACACUCGACUUUCUAAGCUGCUGUCUCGUCUUGCACUCAACGACCUCGUCUCCAAUGACACAGACCUUAACGGGAAUGACGUCAAGCAAGAACUCGUCACUUCUGCUUUCCAAGUAGCCGGUUCAAAGUCGAACCCAGCACCACCGGUGAACAAAUCAGUGGUUCAGGAGUCAAUGAGCUCGGACUGGGUGCAGGAGUUGCAGGUUCAACUCCCGAGUCUUGCGGGCACUGUGGACGACAAAUCACAUUCUUCCGGUAAGCUCAGUGGUCCAACGAGGGGGGUUGUGGAUGCUUCAGCCACAGCCACAGCCUCAGCCGCAGCCGGAGAAUCAAACUCGAAACCCGGCGGCAACAAGACAGACAGCGGUGACACUUGCUACGAGUACGACAUCAGCACAUCUAGUGAGAGUGAGCAGACAGGCUAUGACUACUUCUUGUCCAAAGUCAAGUCCACGCUCAACCUGGAGCAGGAAGUGGAGCACAUAGCACAAUGGGCCGUGGCCAGGAAAAAACGCAUGUGCCGGCGAUGUCGGAGGGAUUCAGUCUACUCCACUCACUCACAGCACCAGGAGGAGGAGGGAGAGGGGGAGGAGGAUGAGGAGGGAAUGGGUGUGUCGUGGGGAGGUUACGGUUCACGUCUUUCCUCCCGUCUGGGCCACCUCAAGGAUGUGUUCGGGGAUCUUGUGGUGGACCAGAGAGCCGCCAUUUUGGAUUGUCUCACAGACUUUGCUCACAGCCCAUACCAGGUGAAAGGUCAAGGGUGUCACGAGAGCCAGUGCCGCGCGUGUGGGGGGGAGAUUAUGACGUCAGACUCGGAGUCGCUGACCACUGUCUACAGCGUGAUGUCACAGCAGAUGAUGAUGACGUCACCAGGCAGGCACACGCCCAGCGGUGACUCGGAUGAGGGGACAAUGGCUGACCAUUCCGACGACUCGGCCGAUGAGGAUGGGAGGGGCACAGAGCGACCAGCGUCCGGCCCCCAGCGUGGGAAGCGGAGAGAGAAGACGAAGGAGAAGAAGGACAAACGAAUUUAUAGUAGCCACCAUCAUUACAACCAUCACCAUCAGCAACAGCAGCAACAACAGUAUCAGCAACAACAGAGCAACUGCAGUAUUAGUUCAAAAGAACAACAGAGCAACUGCAGUAUUAGUUCAAAAGAAUAUGACAAAACAAAGAAGAAGACCUGUGUCUCGGGUGUGUAUAAAGAUCAACACGAUGCCCCAUCUGUCAAAGCACUCGCUAAUAAACACGGAACGACCCAUUCCAGUAGUGCGCCCUUCAGUAAACGAGUCGGGGGCUCGGUUGUAAAGGAAACGGUUUCAGCUCAUCGUGCAAGCGGUUUGAAACGAUGCUCAAGUCCGGGCCCCAGACGGCCUAACACAGCAGUCAGUGGGAGCACAGAGGAGGAGGAAGGUACCCUCCCUGGGAGGUCACGUGACGACAGGAGUUGGCGGCUCUCCUGCUCCCAGCUGGUGUCAGAGAGGGCGCUUCACGACAUCUACUCCCCCUUACCCAGCAAGGCCAUGUCGCUGCUCACAGGUCGUCAGUACGGGACGCAUGCCGCCGCCUCGUGUGCUUGUGGUCGACACAAAGAGCUUGCCGACUCACCGCCGAUGCAGCAGCAACAGCAACAGUCACACCCUGAGGUGAUGACUUCUCCACAACACACACAGCCUGCGAUGACAUCACAGCAGUACAUACAACCAGGCAGAAGAGCAGGAGGGGAAGGAGGAGCUGGGAUGGAGAGGAACAAUGCCCAGGAGACAGAAGUAUCGUCCACAAAAAACAAAACUAGUGCUUUGGAGAUCGGGUGUUCAACUGUAUCCUCAGGACCAGUUCAUCUCGAAAACGGCAUAACUUGUGUUCCAGAAACUGCAGAGACCGGUCUUGACGGAAUGGAGGUCAAUUACACAUCACAGCAGGCGAUCAUUGGCGCGGAUACCGGGAUGAAACCAUCAGGGGUCGCUACUGUCAGGGGAGAGGAGUUGACCUCAAACCAAAACAGAGACAAUGUUCCUGCACCUCAAAGUUCAACUGCCUUGAGCAAACCAUCUGUACCCUGUGGGGAUGACGGUGUGAGUAUUAUAAGUCCAGGGGGUACAGGUUCAAUACCAGGGUACAGAAGACGUCACAAGCUUGAGUUAGCGACUCUGGACUUGCUACCGGAAACGGCGCUAGGUGGCGACACUGUUGAUGUGGAUCAAGAGAAAUCUGCUGCCCCGGUACGGCGGGCAAAGUCGAAUAUUGUGGAGAAAAUGACUAAGCUUUUUGAGAGUCAGAUGUCAGGGAAGGAGGCUCCGCCCGGCAUAGAGUCGACGAAUUGUGGUGGUGUCUCUACUUCUGGUAUUGUCGGGGAUGAGGGUAAAUCCGGACACAAGAUGGCGGUGUCAGUGGCUGUGCAUGCGCGUGAGGCUGGUGGUGGUGCAGAGGUAGCGACAGCGGGGAUGGGGGUUGUCGGGUCUCGUGGAGACGGAGUCUCAAAUCUAACCCCAUCGCAAGGAGGUCAUGCGCGGGGUAAGAUCAUUCGGGGUGUGGGUGGUGGUAUGAGUACAACGGUUGAAGGGGAGAGGAAGACAGCCUUGUCUAAGAGAAAGGAUUCAUCAUCCGGUUCACAGAACAAGAGCCCCGUUGUGACUCCACCCCUAGGGGAAAAGAACAAGCCGCCUUCUAGACACAGGUCCAGUGCGUUGUCGGACCGGUCAAGAUCUCACGGCCACUCGGAAGGCAAAGCUCGGAGUCGUUCGCGGACAUCUAGAGAAAAGGGCUCAGGUGUUGUGUCUUCCUCAUCGUCAAAGUUUGGUGGGGAUUUGGUCGGGAAGGAGAAACGUUACCGGUCAAGAGAGAGCGAGGAUGUGGGUAGUGGGGCGAAGCUGACCUCCCCCUCACCAUCUUUGUCUUCAUCGUCGUCAUCAUCGUCGUCGUCAUCUUCGUCGUCGAAAAAGAAGUCUCAGUACAGACACAGGAGAGUGGGCAAGAAGUCCUAUCACAAACGGAGGAGCAAAAGCCGGUCGGGGCGGAGUAGAAGUGUAGCGAGCAGGGAGGCUGGCCGUACGUGCUACUACUUCAGUUCGGAUCUCUCCGACAUUGAUGUGGUGGAGGUGGAGGACUGGGACACGUACGCGCGAACUCUGACCCCGGCACACAAGGGCAAGGCUCAGAGUCAGAGGUCAACGCACCCUAACACAAUGAGGGAAUCCGCCAGCACGAAAAGUGAAGACGCAAUCACUAGUUGUCCCGAGUCUGUCAACGCGAGUCCAAGUAGAGCGCCUGUGACAUCAGCUGGCGACGAGGCCGGAAGUGAAGGCCAGCAGGAAGUGUACGCAAUCCCACCGUCGUCGGCUGAGUUACGUCAGGCCCGGGCUGCGGAGGCCGGGGGUUCGAGUCCUGGGUGGAGCGGCGAGACCAACAAGGCCAGACCGCACAAACGUACGGAUGUUUAUAAGAGUAGGAGAAGUGAUAACAAACUACUGUCUGACGUCAUCAUACGGAACUAUGAUAUGCAGCUGUUUGGAAAUGUCUGA